Messenger RNA from Homarus americanus (American lobster), 1921 nucleotides. Its product is annotated as ileal sodium/bile acid cotransporter-like. The record is from RefSeq and is a predicted model, not a curated record. The transcript is spliced from 7 exons. Lineage: Eukaryota; Metazoa; Arthropoda; Malacostraca; Decapoda; Nephropidae. Gene Ontology annotation, cellular component: membrane. The coding region runs from base 320 to 1765 and encodes 481 amino acids.
AAAGUCCUCCAUGUCAUUUAUCGGACAGGAGGAAUCUGUGUCAUUUGUGAUAACAGUUGGCAGUAUAUUUGGUCAGUUGUGUCGGUGAUGGUGGCUCCAGAGUAACAGCCCGACGAGAUUUUGAGUGAACGCUGAAAACAUUUAUAUCUUAUUGUCAGUUGGUGAUAUUAACAAAUUAAAGAAUAAGAAUGAUUAAACGUAACUGGCAACAUAUAAAAUACAUAACAUGAUAUGUCAUGAAACAAUUAAAAUAAACUGAGUCCGUCGAAUCAAGUACAUAUUCUCUUGUUCUCACUUCACUUAUCCAUCAUACUAUUAAAUGUUGUGGCUUUGGUGUAUGUUGGUGGUGGUGGUGGUGGAAGGCAUAGUGGGGGAUACAGCUGACAACGGUGUAUACCUGGAGAUUUUCCCGAGUGCUGAGUGGAAGGUGUCAGAGGACACCCUCCACCACCCCACACUGUCUCUGGGAUUUAACGAAAAUGACACUUACUGUGAUGGUGGGCAGGACCUGACGGAGGCUCAGCUGGUGGUGACGGUUGUACCUGAUGAGGACUGGAAGCUGGACUUUGUCAACAGAAGCAUACACUUCACGGUGGAGGAGGUGUGUGAUCAUGUCAACAAGAGCCUCACCUUCUCCGGCUACUACUGGGGGCUCACCAAGCUGUCCUUCUACCUCACCACCAACUACCAUCUCCUUCACUUGUCCAACAACACUUUACUGAGGGAUGACGUGUUGAUCACAGUAGACAGGAAGUCUAUGAUGAUGGACACCAUCUUCACCUCCACCGGGGCAGUGUUGAUACUGUUUAACAACGUCAACAUGGGGGCCCAGCUGGACCUAAAAGUUAUCAAGGAGGUCCUGAUGAGACCCAUUGGUCCUGCAUGUGGCUUUAUCUCACAGUUUGUUGUCAUGCCUCUGGCUUCCUAUGUGAUGGGUAUUUUAUUGCUCACUGCCCCACUACAGCGUCUGGGACUGUUCACGCUCGGUUGUAGCCCAGGGGGAACCUCCUCGAACUUCUGGACCCUUAUGUUUGAUGGAGACAUCAACCUCUCUAUCACCAUGACUGCUAUCUCUACCAUUGCUGCCAUGGGGAUGAUGCCGAUGUGGAUGUUUUCACUAGGCAAGAAGAUGUUGAAGGAUGCUAACAUCACUAUCCCCUUCGGUAACCUGGCGCUCUCCCUCAUCACACUCACCUUCCCCAUCCUCCUCGGUAUACUCAUCAGGAUGAAACGGCCACUGUGGGCUGACAGAGGUGCCAAGAUUAUCAAACCAUUCUCAUUUUGUAUUCUACUCUUCUUCUAUAUUGUGGGCACCUGGAACUCUUACAAGGUAAUGUUGUUGAUGACUUGGAGGAUGGUGGUGGCUGGCUUUUUGGUUGUCUCCAGCGGCUACACAUUUGGUGCUGUCUUUGCUAAGGUUAUGUGUCUCCCAAAGAAGCAGAUCAUUGCUGUCAGCAUUGAGACGGCUCUACAGAACCCUGGCGUUGCCUUCAUCCUCCUCAAGCUUUCCAUCGAGAGUCCAUACAGUGACCUGGCAAGUGUUCCUAUUGUGGCCACACUGCUUGUGAGUGCGCCGCCACUGAUACUCGUCUAUCUAAUUUAUGCUCUUCUCCGGCGCUUUUGUGGAUGCUGUCCUGACAUAGAGCAGAGAGAUGACCUCACCCAUACACCUGAGGAUGUUGAGAACCUUAAACAGCUACCGGGAGAUGCAAAAUUUAAUGAUGAAGCGAAUCAGUUCCUUCCUGAAUCAUGUGGCACAGAUUGAUUUGUUUAUCCUCAUGAUGAUAAUGAGUUUUACCUUUACCUUAUUUGCCUCAUAGCCACCUACUAGAAGUGGCCAGUGGCCUAUAGGAUCCCUCCAUGGUUCUUGAUAAUUUAUACGUGUUACUGCUGUACCACCAACUAAUAUACUAAAAACACA